GGCGAGUUGUUGACGGAGUGAGAUGGGUAAACCUGUAAAGUUUAUUUAGCGACAGUAUUUGUGUCCUAUAUCAGAUACAGAUAACCUAUAUGCAUAUAAUUUGACAACGGGAAGGUUUUCCGAGUGUUCAAAAACUAAAGCAUUAGGUGUGCUCCUCUGUCCAUCGAAGCAGCUGCCAAAUCUAUUGGAACACACUGCUCAUUGUUUCUUCUGGAAUCGAGGACCCAGAGGAGUCUCAGACAGCAUCGCAGUGUUUUUCUGCGGGGAUAUGCAAACGUGAACUGUUUGUGCCGAAGGAGAUCGCAGGCCUUCGUGAGUCGGAGUCAGGUGUGUGACGCAACAGCUAUUUCAGUGUUGCACCGUUUUCCCCGUGCAUCUGGAGGAGAAGAGGAUCAAAGCUUCGCGUAAUCGUUUCUUGGCGCGACUUGGAGUGUUUCGCUGUAACACAACUGAGACAUGAUGGAUCGAGCAGCUCUCAGACUGAUUCUCUUGAGCGUCUUUCUCAUCUCAGCCAGUUCACAACCUGUUAAGAAGAAACAAGAUGUGGAUUUAUACAGCUUCUACAUUAACUCCACGGUCACCAGUCGCUACGCCACAACGGUCAUCACAAGCCGUGUGGCGAACACACUGAAUGAAUCUCAAGAGAUCCAGUUUGAGGUCAAGAUACCCAAGACUGCCUUCAUCAGCAAAUUCAGAAUGACCAUAGAGGGGAAGACAUAUGAUGGCGUGGUGAAGGAAAAACAGGAAGCUCAGCAGCAGUACAGUGAAGCAGUAUCUCGAGGACAAAGUGCUGGACUGAUCAAAUCUGUUGGAAGGACUUUAGAAGACUUUAAAACUUCAGUGUCGGUGGCUGCUUUUAGUAAAGUGACCUUUGAGUUGACCUACGAAGAACUGCUAAAGCGCCGCCUCGGCAAAUAUGAGUUACUCAUCAAUGCCCAACCGAUGCAGCCGGUGGCAGAUUUCAAGAUGGAUGUACACAUCCAAGAGAAACCAGGAAUUUCCUUCUUGGAGGUGAAAGGAGAUUUGAGCACCGGUGAUCUGGCCAAUGCCAUCAAAACCACCAGAGCAGACAAAGACGCAUGGGUGACCUUCUACCCCACUCGAGAUCAACAGACCAAGUGUAAAAGCUGUGGAGAAAAUGGGCUGAAUGGUGACCUGCUUAUAACAUAUGAUGUUGAGAGAUUAAAUCCUAAAGGAGAAGUCAUGGUAUCAAAUGGCUAUUUUGUCCACUACUUUGCACCCUCUGAUGUUCCACGUAUUCCCAAAAAUGUGGUGUUUAUCAUUGACCAGAGCGGUUCUAUGCGAGGCAGAAAAAUAGAUCAGACUCGUUUGGCACUGCUAAAGAUUUUAAGUGAUCUUGAUGAGGAUGACCACUUUGGAUUGAUCACCUUUGAUCAUUUAGUUCUUACAUGGAAGCAUGAACUCCUGAAAGCUACCAAGCAAAACCUGAAGAAAGCAAAAUCCUUUGUGAAGGAGAUCAGAGAGAGAGGAAACACAAACAUAAACGCUGCAGUUCUAGCAGGAGUGGACAUGAUCAAUCGACAUCCACAAGAGGGAACCACGUCCAUCCUGAUCCUGCUGACUGAUGGAGAUCCCACUUCAGGUGAAACUAACAUAGAGAGGAUAAUGGCCAAUGUGAAAAAGGCCAUUGGGCUGAAGUUUCCUCUCUAUUGUCUUGGUUUUGGACAUGAUGUUAACUUUGACUUCCUGACAAAGAUGUCACUGGAAAAUGGUGGAGUCGCUCGCAGGAUUUAUGAAGAUUCAGACGCUGAUCUACAGCUGCAGGGCUUCUAUGAUGAAGUUGCCGUCCCUCUCCUCACUGAUAUUCAACUUCAAUACACAGGAGGGACAAACCUUACCAAGACCAGCUUUAACCUGUACUUCAACGGCUCUGAGAUUGUGGUUUCAGGACAAAUCACAGACAACAGAGUGGAGAGUUUCAGCACUGAAGUCAUUGCAGUAUCAAAAGGCAAUAAUGUGACGUAUCAGGACACUGUAAUGAUAAAAGACCCCAGUGAUGUCCCACCUGAGAAUGAAGAUUUCAUGCAGAGACUGUGGGCCUACCUUACAGUGAAGCAACUUCUGGAAAGGCAGGUGCUUCUUAAAGGACAAGAGAAAGAGGAUGAAGAGAAAGAAGCUCUCAAACUCUCUCUUAAAUACCAGUUUGUCACCCCCCUCACCUCUAUGGUCGUCACUAAGCCACAGGAAGAUGAAGUGGAAGUUGCCGACAAACCCAAAGAGGGAAAAGAGGAUCCCAGACCUCCAGUAAUGGGUUUCCGUCCUUCAUCCCCUACAUCACCAAGAUUGCAUUACCAUUUAGGUCACCGUCAGCCCAGUCGGCCCCGUCUUUCCAGGAAGCGUGCUCGGAUUAGUGGACCUGUUCUGCUCAGUCAAAAUGUUCUGUUUGCUGCUCAUCCAGGGUUUAGUGAUGAAACACCAGCAAUUACACAGAUAAGUCAAAAACCAGUUCUCUCUACGAUGUCAGUUCCAAUAGUUCGUAGCAAUCGGUUCCUGCUGUCUGCUGCUGGUCAGUCUAAGCCUCUUUGUUUUGACAUUCCUCUUCCUCACAAACUCAAACUGCUACAGGAUUCUGCUUCAGAGUUCUCUAUGAAUGGAGAAUCCAUGACUAGACGAAAGGGAUUCAGUCAAAUUGCAUUUCAUUACAAAACAAACCAUCGCCUAACAAUAAACACAAGGUCUAUCAGUUACCACGAUGGCCAGAAUGAUGUUGAGUUUUUGUGGGGCCAGGAACCCACUCAACACAGUACAGAGGGCGUGUCUCUGAUUCUACGAAAUGGCAAUGAAAUGGACGUUACAAUGGGAAACAUGCGCAUUGUUAUUCUUCUUCACAAGAAAAAUGGUGACGUGUUUCUGUGGCCUGCUGUUCGGCAACAGCCAAAAGAUGUCAUUUUGAUGGGUAUUUUAGGAAAAGCUGAGGCUUCAUAUGAGCAGAUUCAAGGAUCACAAACACCAACUCUAAAGAUAAUGGACCAGGAAGUGAAGGUGAGCUGGGAGGAUGUCACAGACUACACACUUCCUUCAACUCCAGUUAUCAGAUGUUGGCUUGUCCCGUUCCAGGCUGUGAUGCAGGGAGACAUUUCUGAUUUCACUGUCACUCAGCUGUAGAGUUCAAAGUGGACAAAUUAUAAACUGGGAUAGAGCAUGUUUCUGUGUAAAACACUUGCUGAUGUUUGUUUUAAGUAUGUUUUCAGUCAUUGACAAUAGACUGUCUGUCUAUGUUCUAUCUAUAAAUUUUAUUGUAACCCUGUGAA
Megalobrama amblycephala (Wuchang bream) is the source of this 3272-nucleotide messenger RNA. RefSeq names its product inter-alpha-trypsin inhibitor heavy chain H3-like. The record is from RefSeq and is a predicted model, not a curated record. The transcript has 22 exons. NCBI's taxonomy places the organism in Eukaryota, Metazoa, Chordata, Actinopteri, Cypriniformes, Xenocyprididae. The coding region runs from base 457 to 3126 and encodes 889 amino acids.